Molecule: messenger RNA, 363 nt
Organism: Peronospora farinosa
Lineage: Eukaryota; Oomycota; Peronosporomycetes; Peronosporales; Peronosporaceae
Source: the annotation of a GenBank genome assembly
AUGACCCCAACAACUAGCUCCGACGGCGGGCCAACCGCACCAACGCCAGUCAGAUUCGACGACGGCCACGAAAGGGCCGCAGCGUCUCCAGCGGUAGUUCAAGGCGCACAGACGGCCCACAAAAGGGGCGACGACGUCGACACGCGGAUACUCGCGACCCUCGUCGACCUCCAAGCGCGCAUGGCGCAGAUGGAGAUCUCUCAGCAGAAGCUCGACGAAGAAGAGCGGAUGAUGGGAGCGAUUGAGUCAGGAAUGUUUCACUCUGCGCUUGCCAACGGGCGCGCGGUGCUCCGUUGCAUAUCGAUGCACUCGGACAUUCACCGGUGCGUCCAAGUACUGGACAAGGCCAUGCGAGCAUGCUAA